Messenger RNA from Nasonia vitripennis (jewel wasp), 3050 nucleotides. RefSeq lists its product as uncharacterized. NCBI's taxonomy places the organism in Eukaryota, Metazoa, Arthropoda, Insecta, Hymenoptera, Pteromalidae. The coding region runs from base 201 to 2972 and encodes 923 amino acids. The transcript has 4 exons. The record is from RefSeq and is a predicted model, not a curated record.
UUUUUACGCUUUCAACGAACGCUCCUUUUGUUUGUUUGUUUACAUAAAAAUGGCAUAGGUUAUUUUCGGAGGAGCGUUUCAGUCAAAAUCAUAGCGUUGACAAGCUACAAAAUACUUCAGUUAAAAUUCAAGUAUAAUGUUUAUCAAGAAUGAGUUAAACAUCAGCCAAGUAGCACCAAAGAAGAAAAAAAAUCGUUCUCAUGACCAGGAUCUUAGGAACACUUUUAGGCGUCUCGUUCCAGACUGAAUUGUUAAUCAUGACGCUUCUAGGACUGGCAAACUCUACCCUGGACUGGAAACCUUUCGAAUUGGUUCUUCGUCUCAAUCUCAUACGCGACAUGCACUUUUCCGUUGAUGACGUUCAGCUCAGCAAUAAUUUCACCUCGUGGAUAAAGAGAGUGCUCAGAGUAACAGUCGUGGUGGAAUUCAUCUGCAGCCUUCUAAAUCCCUUCGCCUACAUACUGAAACUCUACCCCGUGAUAACUUGGAGUCGGCCUGAAAUUUUGCUCCCUUGGCUCGCGGUACACGCCUUCAAUACGAUCCUGCCGAAAAUGCUGUCGGUCGCGCUUGCCUUCGUCUUCUACUCGGAGAACAUCAUCUCCACGAUGUCCCUGAUCGAGUUCUUGAUCGUCGAGUCCGUAAACCUACUGGUAGCCUGGUACAACUGGUACGUCUUCUUCGCAUUCUACAUCGACCUCCGCGAAGUCACGAAGAAACGCAUCGCGCUUAAACGCAGUCGCGGUGCCAAGUUACCUCAUAAUCAGAUCCGCGAAAGCUUCAACUCGCUGCCCGAAAUUUACUCCAGCAUCCCAAACAUCCAGCAGAUCAUCUACGACUCGUCGACGACCAACUCCGUCAACCACAAACAACUGCGAGUCAGCAGGUCGCUCACGUCCCUGAUGGAGAACAGCAGUCAGGAGGUCGAACUCGACGAGACGUCGCUGACGACAACCGAUUCCAGCUACGCCUCACCAGCCGAGAAAUCCAUGAGAAUAUUGAGCUUGACGCAAGAGGAUCUGGAAGACGCGCGUUUGCACAAAUUACGCGCGUCGAGUAUCUUCGCUGCGAUCGUCAAACUUGAUGAGGAUAAGCCGAUCGAGGAUGACUCGUCGGAAUCGUCUGUCAGAGACGCGUGUAGUUGUUCGAGUUCGGAUGAGGAGGAGAUGCAGAUUUUGGCGUCGAAGCAAACUCAGACCAGGAAUUUCAAGCGAGACGACGAGGGGAAGGAUUAUUUUUUUAAGACCGACGUUAGGGUCAAACCUAAACGCAAAGUGACCGAUCGGAAAGUGACUGAUCGGAGUACGCAAACGAGGAAAAAACUCGACGAUUCACCGAUUAAUUCAGACAGCGCUUAUUUUUUUCUGAAGAGACGCUUCCGAGCGCUGGAUAAGAUGUGCCAAGCUUUGAACUUCGAGAACCAGCAUAUCUUGCAAAACAAGUGGCUGCUCUUUCGACACGAACUGGAUGCCAAUUUGCGUCGACAUGUUUUCUUCAAAGAGCCGUUUCCAAAUUCCCAGCCGAUCGACGACAACAGACCGACUCAGACAGAAACGCCGCCGAAGGUUAAGCGGAGAAAUAAGGAUAAAUCGAGAAAGUCCUCGGGCAUCUUGGAAAAUCAAGUUAUUAAGAGCAAAUGGAAUUACGUGAGCGAUGCAGUCGGCUCGCCAACUGAGAUAUUUAGAAAGUAUUAUGCCGAACCUACUGGUAUUAUUACGAACGAUAAAGAAUUAGCGAAAAAUCUGAACCGAAAGAAUCGCAAAUCCAACGCGUCGGUGCUGAAAUCGGUAAGACCGAUGAAGUGGUCGGAGUACACCGAGAAGCAACGAGUCAGGGAACUGAGAAAUCUUCAAGCGUACAACCACUGGACUCUCGAGCAAGACCGUCGGGAGAUGAUACAGAAGAAGAAAAAGUCCAAGAUGACUAGCUACAAAAAGGCUAUGACCGAAUUAGCCUCGUACAGCGCGGGACGACCCGAUGCAGAACUCGACGAUCAAUCUUUCGAGAGAGAAAAUUUAAAUAACGACGAGAAUGAUUUUGCGAAAAUUAGUGUUACGAAAGAAGAAAACUCUCUUCCCGAAAAAUCGCGCACUCAUUGUCCCAGCAGCAUGAGAGAAAUCAUCGAAAGCUUAGACUGGAGCAUCCGAUCAAACAACGACACACCUACGCGCAUCCGGAAAAAGUCGAACAGACACUUCGUCGAUAACAUCAGCAGAUCAUCAUCAUCAUUAGAUGAACAGCCUCAGCAUCGGGGUAUAGUCGACGACGAGACAGUGAGCACACUGCGAAGCGCCUUCUCCUACAGCGACGACAGCCAGCGCGGAUUUCGUCUAGGUCCGGAUUCACGCGAGCCGUACCCGAUAUUCCAAGUGGUAGCCGUGACCGUCGCCGAAAUCCUCAAGGCCACCGACUGGCGAAACUUCACAGGCGUGACCUCGACUAUUCGGACCGAGAACGAGGUCGAAGUGCAGUCGACUGUCAACGAUGUCGUUUUCUGCGGAGGCGGGAGUUCGAGCAAAAAUACGGAUAGUUCGACGGAUACGCGGAUAGUUGAAAGAUCGUCGGAUGACAGCGAGGAGAUCGAACGGAGGAGGAACGUCUCCUCGUUUCUCUUACAGGAACUGGAAGGACUUCUGGACUCGUCCAGGGAGACUCUGUCGGCUGUGGAAAAGUUGCGGAUCGUCGCUGCGGAUUCGAAAGAGUUACUGGCUAAAAGAAACGCCGGUAGACGAUCCGCUCGGAGAAAUUCGGAUAGGCGCGAGAAGAAGAGUUUGAUCGAGCUCUUCGAUCAUUUUUAUCAAAAGUUCGUCAGGCAUAUCGAGCGCGACGCGAGUAGUAUCGCCGAUUUUCAACGAGACUUUGAGAAACUCACGAAAACGGAAAAUUUCGCGAGGUUCAUGUCUCUGAUAACCGACGACGAAGCGACGAGAGCAGUUGCGAGCGAUGACUUCGACGGCGGUAACGAAUCGUUAUGAUUAUACACAUCAUUAAACGCGGCGGAUGUAUGCAAAUGGUGGUAAUUCAAUUAAAGAGCAGCUGUUUUGUACAAAAAA